Messenger RNA from Durusdinium trenchii, 2607 nucleotides. NCBI's taxonomy places the organism in Eukaryota, Dinophyceae, Suessiales, Symbiodiniaceae. The record is from the annotation of a GenBank genome assembly.
AUGAAAAAGAUAAGAGAUUGGAUGGAUCGUUGCAGACCGCUCACUUGUGCUUGCGCCAUGGCUGUUAUGGUUGUGCCUUAUCGGUUGUACCCGCAACAUUUUCAAGUGCGGCAUUUCAAUGAUCGGCGAUCACACUCCCAUGAGGACGCAUUGGAAACCGCCAGCCUACAUACUAGCAACCCUGGCACCUUUGAUGGCCUGGAAACUCAACAACCUACAACUAUUGCCGUUGCGACUAUUGUCGGACAAGCUGACGGAACUUUUACCACUACUAUCGCUACUACCAGCAGAUUGGCACAGGUUACCACUUCGGCGUCCAUAGAACCAGCUUGCUUUGUGCACAACGUGCUCCCUUGUCCCAAUGGUGAGGGCAUUGGUGGUUUAUUUCGAAGGAUGCAGUGGGUCAUCGCAAUAGCUGCCCGGUACCAUUGUGCCUAUGUGUGCAAUCACAAUGAGUGGGUAACAGGUGGCCAUUCCACAGGCAACGUGGGAUAUAUGUUCGGCUGCGAGAAGGACCGCGUCAUCGGAGACAGGAGGAAUAUCAUUGAUGCAUCGGAGAUCAAGCGUGUGAAAGCAUCCUCACCUCGAUUGCAUUAUCACACCUCCUCACACUUUUCCCUUGGUCACAAGCUUGGCAGGCCGUUGCUACGUUCAAGUGCAUGGCUGCUUGACAUCAAUCCUCGCGACAAGAACAAGGUGUACAACGUCAAGUGCCCUCGAGAGCAAACGGUCACGCAUGAGAUGACAUGGAAGUGGAUGCGGAGUCAAUAUCAUGCAGUGCGUAUUGCAAAGCACAGAAAUCCAGAUGCAUGGGGAAUGACUUCAGAGACGAAAAGAAGGCUGCGAAUUGCCUUCCACUUGCGGAGAGGAGAUCGACCGGACGCUUGCCCUGUGUGGCUGUACCUGAAUGCUUUGCGGGACUUGUCGGAGGCACUACCAUGGAUAAAUGAGGACAACACCAAAAUCCUGAUCGUGGGACAGGUUGAUCAGAGGGAUGCCGAAUUCAACUGCAUGUUGCGGCUUUCUAGUGCUGGAUUCCUGAUCAAUCAGCGAGAUGCAUCCGCUGCACUUAUGCAUGAUCUCGAUCACAUAUCGCUCUCGGAUGUCCUCAUCCUAGGAGGUGGCGGAAGUUUUCCGCCGUUUGCUGCAACUUUGCAGCAUCAAGGAAUAAUUCUUCAUGCUUUAACCAAAUACUCCGCACUGGACGGCAUUCCACAUGCCUAUGCUUUGGAUGAUCAUGGUCGCUUCAGUUGCAGCUAUAACUUCUCAGACUUUGUGGGCGAAAUAGCUGGUCUUGACACCACAGCGGAUGGUUCUGCUUUUCGUGAACGCCUUCGACUUGCCAUGGAGGACUACACAUCAUGGUUCAAGCAGGACAAACCGUGUGAGGGCCGAAAGAAGCGAAAUGGCUUCGACCCAAGGAAGUGCAGACCACCUGAUUUCUCGAGGGACGAUGCAAAGAUUCCUUGCACUCCCAUGGCUUUGAAGCCAACUUCGUCACCUUCGCAGGCUUCUGUCGAAACCAACUUCCAACUUCCAACGAAGCCAACUUCCAACGUAACUGUUUCAGAGUUGGGGCUUCACCCGCUGGACAAACGCUAUGUGGCUUGCACACAUGCGUGCCAGCAUGCCUGCCUAGAAAAGCCCAUUCUUGGCAAGAGGAAAUGCAAGGGAGGUUGUUGCAAGCCAUGGGGAAGCUUUACAGCGUUUGAAACUCUUGCGCAUGACCAUGUUGCUUUUUUCCCACUGCGCUGUGCUGGCAACAUAAACCACGACUUUCACCAAAACUUCUGGCCGCUCUACUGGUGGACCUCGGUCUACGCUCAAUCAAACUCGGCCAUCCUGGUUCAAAGAGAAGCAGACCGCAAUCCAAACUGUCCCUCUUCCCAUUGGACCGACGACCUCUUCUGGAAAGUCUCCAGGGAAAAGAAGUGGAAGGUGUACAAUUUGUCCAAGGAAAAGGAAUAUUGCAUCACAGGUCAGCUGCAUUUGAUGAGCUCGGUGGCAUGCUGCGACUAUAGUCUGAAGCCCUUAGCACUUCUGCACGAAGCAAAGCCUAUAAUUUGGUCAGCAGUCCUUGGGCACCCUCAGCCCUCUGCACCUUCAAAGACUGGACUCAUUUAUAGCAGGGCGCAGUCACAGUGGCGCCGUAUUCUGGAGCCCGAAAAGCUUUUGCCUCUCUUUCGGGAGGAUCUUCAAGUUAACAUUUUGGACGAUAUGCCAGCAACACUGGCCCUGCAAGCGCAGCUUUUUUCCUCUGUCCAACUGGUUUUGGCACCCAAUGGCGGGUGGGCACCAAACGCCAUCUUCAUGACUGCAAGUAGCUGCUUAAUUGAGCUGCACCUCUACAGGCUAGAUAGCUGGGUCAGCAGCUUUGGGCUCCAAGCAGAACUUGGCGAAGUGCUCCUCAUCGUCGGUGAUUAUAGAGACCCCAGGAAGAAGAGGAUCUAUCGCAGAGGCCGAGUGGGAGGCGACGAUGACUUUCUGGUUAGAGGUGCAAAGGACACCUUGUUUAGUGACAUCUACGGGAAGAUGUCCAGGAGCAGACUCUGUGUAGAAUACUUGGCAAAAUGCCAUGCUUGCGAACGUGGGAGGGUCAUGGUGUGA